This is a messenger RNA of Zophobas morio, 1436 nucleotides long. Its product is annotated as splicing regulatory glutamine/lysine-rich protein 1-like. The transcript has 9 exons. Gene Ontology annotation, molecular function: RNA binding. The coding region runs from base 65 to 1339 and encodes 424 amino acids. NCBI's taxonomy places the organism in Eukaryota, Metazoa, Arthropoda, Insecta, Coleoptera, Tenebrionidae. The record is from RefSeq and is a predicted model, not a curated record.
UCUCUCGUGCUUUUGCUAUGCUAAGUUGCUUUUUACAAAAGCAAGGCGCUGCUUUUUUGCUUUAAUGAGCUCCUGUAUAGAUACAGAAAAUGUAAAAAAAGAGGACUUGUCUAUUUCAGUAGCAAGUUUGGAGGUUUCCUGCAUUAUUCAAGUUUCUAAUGUUACCCCUCAGUGUAGUAUUGAAGAGGUAAAGACUUUUUUUUCCUUUAUUGGAGAGAUAAAAAGAAUUAUACAGAAAUUAACGGAGGCCGCCGUAGCGCCAGCCCCCAGUGUUGUAUUUAUAGAAUUUUAUGAACCGGCCGAUGCAGCUUUAGCUUUACAUCUUACUAAUAACUACUGGGUUGACAGAAAUAUAUUUGUUACUCCCGUAAACUGCUUUCCUGGGGAACCUUCUAAAGCGCCUUUAAUGACAGACCCCAGCGUAGCUGCCAUUGUCGCUGCCGUUCCCAAAACCGCCUCUAGUACUGUUCCAAUUAUUGCGAAUACGCCUUUUCCCCUUAUUUCUCCUAUAAGCAGACCUGUGGCCUUACCUACCAUCUUGUCUCCCGCCUCUGUUUCGGAAUCUUCCGUGCUGGACCAUUCCAAGUUGGAGGAGAUAAUGAGGACUCGAUAUGUUGGUAAUCUCGAUUCGAAGACUAGAGCCGAAGAGGUGUUGAAGUUUUUCGAGGUCUGCGGCACUGUUACGUACCUUCGCAUGGCAGGAGACGAUUCUCAGCCUACACGAUUUGCUUUCAUUGAAUUUGAAACGCAAGCAGCCGCCGAUAUCGCACUUCAAAAGAACGGCGCGAUUUUUAAGGACCGCCCAAUAAAGGUGUGCCCUUCGAAUCACCCCAUUGUGAAACCAGCAAAGUCCAAGGCUGUUGAACGAAGAGAGAUUCAACAAGCUUUAAAGGGCAUACAAGCUUUAGAUGCGCAGUUCUCGAAAAUCUUUGGAGCUGAACCAAAAGAAAAAGAAAUACCUAAAAGAAAUAUUUCACGAAGUCGAAGUCGAAGUCGGCGAAGAUCUCGUGACAAGGAAAAAGACAGGGAUCGCCACAGUAUAAGAAAAAGAAGCAGAACGCGUAGUCGAGAUAGAAAAUCCAAAAAAAACGAGAGAGGGAGGGACAAAGAGAGGCGCAGAGAGCGGGAGCGAACGCGGAGUAGUGAAAAGUCGAAGAAGAAAAGAGAAAGAGAAAGAGAGAAGGAUUCAAAGAGAGAAAGGAAACGUAGGCACAGUACUUCCAAGGAUAGAUCCCACGAAAAGAGUCGUGUAAAAUACUCUCGAAGCGUUCAGGCAGAAGAAGAGAAGAAUACUAAUAAAAAGGAGGAAACUGGCGCACUAGAAAACAGUGCAAAGUAAAUGAAAGUGGUUGUGGCUCUUUCUUUUCUCGUUUAAAUAGUACUUCAGCUGCCCUUUUAGGUCUCUUUGAGGUUUCAAUAAAAAUAAAUUAUCUCAA